This is a messenger RNA of Mus pahari (shrew mouse), 1175 nucleotides long. It is a transcript of the gene Ankrd45, whose product is annotated as ankyrin repeat domain 45. The record is from RefSeq and is a predicted model, not a curated record. Bases 111 to 836 code for a protein of 241 amino acids. The transcript has 6 exons. Gene Ontology annotation, molecular function: protein binding. NCBI's taxonomy places the organism in Eukaryota, Metazoa, Chordata, Mammalia, Rodentia, Muridae.
CUGGAGCUGAGGUGGGCGAUGGGGUGUGAUGGGGCAGAAUAGACCUGCAUCAUCCCUACGGGAUCCUGGCGGCUGUGGUGGGCGUCAUCCAAGGCAAUUUUUUGGAGUUAAUGGAGCCAGAAGAAACUCUAGAAUCAGAGAGUUCAGAAAAGUCACUGUUUUCCUCACAGCAAGAGUAUGAAGAGUCGCAAGAAGCAGAAGAAACAGGCGCUGAGAACCCCCUUCUGCAGCCCACUCUCACUGGGGAUGUGGAAGGUUUGCAGAAGAUUUUUGAGGACCCUGAACAUCCUCACCAUGAGCACGCUGUGCAGCUGCUUUUGGAAGAAGACAUUGUUGGGAGAAAUCUGUUAUACGCAGCUUGCAUGGCUGGCAAAAGUGAUGUCAUUAAAGCCUUAGCAAAGUAUGGGGUGAAUUUGAAUGAGGCAACUGCCAGAGGGUACACGCUCUUACACUGCGCUGCAGCCUGGGGCCGUCUGGAAACUCUGAAGGCCCUGGUGGAACUGGAUGUUGAUAUAGAGGCUUUGAACUACCGUGGAGAGAAAGCUCGGGACGUUGCUGCUCGUUAUUCUCAGGUUGAAUGUGUUAAUUUUCUGGACUGGGCAGGUAAUGCACAGAUAAAGCAAACAGGAUUAAGCAGAGAGCUUGAACUAAGAUGUAAGCGAGGUAACGCCGUCCUCAAUGCGUGCCGUUUGAAAAACGAGUGGUUGGAAAGCCAUCCAGAAGCUUCCAUCAGUGAGAUUUUUGAGCAGAAACAACAAUUGGAAGAUAUCGUCUCCCCCAUCCUAGCAAAAAUGUCUACACCACGCCAAGUGAAAAGUGCCAAAUCGAUAACCUAAGCCGUGGUCAGCAGAGAAGUCAAGGAUGUGCCUUCUACAGAUGCCACAUGGUGUAGAAGGCUACAUUACGUUUCAGUAUUAAAUACGACAGACCCGUUCCUCGUCCCUGCCAAGUUCAAGAAAUAGAUCCAGAGUUUUGCAGAAAUGUCUGGGUACAAAUUCAGUCACCUGGCUUUGUGUUAGACUGUUCAGAAUACUCACACCUGGCUCAGGGGCUGGGCCUCUGUUCCUCCAAACUCAGUCCUCCCGAGUCCUCCAAGCUUGGCUCCUCCUGAAUCCUUCAAGCUUGGCUGCUCCUGAGUCCUCCAAGCUCAGUCCUCCUGAGUCCUCCAAGCUUGG